AUGACAUCAAGAAAACUAAGUGAGUGUCGAAAUUUAGGAUACGACGUAAUUUGUGACAUACGUAAAGGAAAAAUAGAUAAAGCCAGAGCAGUUAUAGAAAAGCAUGGCUUAAGAUACUUUAAAUUGUGGUUACAAGGUUAUGUUCUCCUCUGUGAAGCUCUCAAGAAACAGCACGAAAAAUUAGCAGAGUACGCCGAUACUCCGUUGCACUUAGCAGCUUCAAAUGGGUACGAGGGGAUCGUCAAGACUUUACUUGAUCGUGGUGCGGAUAUCAAUGCUUUGAACUCUCAAGGUAGAACUCCAUUUGACCUUGCCGCUGAUUCUGAGCACUUUUCCAUCGUCGAGUUAAUUUUACUCCAGGAAAAUGUCGAUCUGUCAUCUUCAAAAUGGCUCAAUUAUCCACUGCUGCACAGCGCAGCUAAAUCCAGCGUGAUUAUUGUCCAGAAUUUGCUGGAUAAAGGUCUGGAAGUCGAUUUUGUUAAAGAUGGAUUGACUCCACUGCAUCGGGCAGCGUUCAGUAGCUGCUUGCCCGUCGUUAAGUGCCUUGUAGAACAUAAAGCUGCUGUAAACGCGGUUUCCAGUGCUAAAAGUUAUCUUGGGUUCACGGUGCUUCAUUUUGCAGCGAUGAAACUUAAUGCUGAGGUAGUUGAGUUUCUUUUGGAAAAGGGCUCUUCCAUUAAUACCACUAACAAAGAUGGAGCAACGCCACUUAAUCUUGCUUUACUCACAGCUGAUGAAGAAGUUAUCAAUGUCUUCUUAAGACAUGGUAUUGAUAUAAACACAGUCAUGCAAAGUGGAUUAACCCCUUUGCAAUACGCAAUCAAGCAUAAUAAAGAAUCAAUGGUUCUCAUUCUGUUGAAACAUGGGGCUGAUACCAAGGUUUUAGAUAAAAGUGGCCGCAGUAUUUUAAAUUUUGUUUUAUCAUACGAUGUAUCAUCUUUAAUCAUUUGGGAAAACCUCGUGAAAUAUGGAGCAAAUGUCAAUGCAUUAGAUAAAUUCACACGGGAGUCAAAAGAGUCUUUACUUCAUCUGGCAAUCAAUCACGGGAGUCCUAGAAUGUUAGGGAUCAUCGAAUUUUUAAUCAAACAUGGUGCUAACGUCGAUGCUGUUGACGCUACUGGCGCUACGCCGAUAUUUUGCUCUAUCAAAAAAAAUCGGUUCGCUAGAACAGGCUCUGAAUCUGCAGUAUUACUUCUAAAAGCCGGUGCUAAUGUUAAUGCAAAGAAUCUGAAAGGUGAAACUCCGCUUCACGUGGCCUGCGAACUUGGUAACGCCCGCAAUUUUAAAAUUCUGUUAAAAUAUGGUGCUGAUAUCAAUUUGCGGUGUUUAAAUGAUAUGCUGCCUAUAAAAAAAUUAACUUCCAUAGGACCACCUGAUGCAGUUGAAAUAGUGAACUUAACUUUUAUACGAGUUAUUUCUUUGCAUUUAGCCGGACUAUAUUUUGAUAAAUACUUCCAUUUUGAAUUAACUUGCUUCAACUGUUCCGCCUGUCGGGCAAAGGCUAUUACACCCGAUAUUAUAGCCCAUGUUAUGAAGAAAGAGUGUAAAGAACACGAGUAUCUAAUGAAUAAUAAAUCAAAGCAAAAGAAUAAUGAUCGCAUUGAUAUUAAUGACGCAUCAAGUGCUGACUGGUUUGAUCACCCAUCAAUAAACAAGGACAUCCGCUGA
Molecule: messenger RNA, 1668 nt
Organism: Cotesia congregata
Lineage: Eukaryota; Metazoa; Arthropoda; Insecta; Hymenoptera; Braconidae
Source: the annotation of a GenBank genome assembly